Messenger RNA from Ipomoea triloba (trilobed morning glory), 1188 nucleotides. Its product is annotated as mediator of RNA polymerase II transcription subunit 36a-like. Gene Ontology annotation, biological process: box C/D sno(s)RNA 3'-end processing; rRNA methylation. The transcript has 7 exons. Gene Ontology annotation, molecular function: RNA binding; rRNA methyltransferase activity; histone H2AQ104 methyltransferase activity. Gene Ontology annotation, cellular component: nucleolus; box C/D methylation guide snoRNP complex; small-subunit processome. The record is from RefSeq and is a predicted model, not a curated record. Lineage: Eukaryota; Viridiplantae; Streptophyta; Magnoliopsida; Solanales; Convolvulaceae. The coding region runs from base 82 to 1020 and encodes 312 amino acids.
GUUCGUCCGAGUGAACGUUGUCCGGUCUCCCCUCGCAAAACCCUAGUUUUUGCCAAAAAUCCUUCUAACUCAGCAACAGCUAUGGUUGCCAGAGGUCGUGGAGGUGGCGGUGGUGGUUUUAGGGGUGGCCGAGGAGAUGGAGGGAGAGGCGGAAGAGGAGGUAGAGGAGGACCGGGCGGAGGAAGAGGUGGUGGGAGUGCCAUGAAGUUCGGCGGAGGAAGAGGCGGCGGAAGAGGUGGUGGAAGAGGUGGUGGAAGAGGUGGAGGAAGGGGACGUGGAGGAAUGAAGGGUGGUAGUAAGGUUGUGGUGGAGCCUCAUAGACAUGAGGGAGUGUUCAUUGCCAAGGGUAAAGAGGAUGCUCUUGUAACUAAGAAUAUGGUCCCUGGUGAAUCUGUCUACAACGAGAAGAGGAUUGCUGUUCAGAACGAAGAUGGAACCAAGGUUGAGUACAGAGUCUGGAAUCCUUUCCGGUCCAAGUUGGCAGCUGCUAUUCUUGGAGGUGUUGAUGAAAUUUGGAUUAAACCAGGUGCUCGAGUUCUCUAUCUCGGAGCUGCUUCAGGAACAACAGUCUCUCAUGUCUCUGACGUUGUUGGCCCUACUGGGGUUGUCUAUGCUGUGGAGUUUUCUCACAGAAGUGGUAGAGAUUUGGUUAACAUGGCAAAAAAGCGCACUAAUGUUAUACCCAUCAUUGAAGAUGCCAGACAUCCUGCAAAAUACAGGAUGUUGGUUGGUAUGGUUGACGUGAUAUUUUCUGAUGUUGCUCAACCUGAUCAGGCAAGGAUUUUAGCACUGAAUGCCUCCUACUUCUUGAAAUCAGAAGGUCAUUUUGUGAUAUCCAUCAAGGCAAACUGCAUCGAUUCAACUGUGCCGGCUGAAGCAGUAUUUGCACAAGAGGUUAAGAAGCUGCAAGCGGAGCAAUUCAAGCCGAGCGAGCAGGUGACUCUUGAACCAUUUGAGCGAGACCAUGCUUGUGUUGUUGGGGGUUACAGGAUGCCCAAGAAGCAAAAGUCCGCUGCCUAGAUUAUGUGCUCUUUAUUAUCUUAACUGACGCCGCACCAUAUCAAACAGUUUUGAGUUGCCUUUCAGUGUUGUAUUGUUAUUACUAUUAGGGGUUUCCACCCUUUUCUUAUUAUUCUCAUUCGGCUUCCUUAUUUCAUUCACUAAUUAAAAUGAGAAUUUAGUUGACAA